This is a messenger RNA of Scaptodrosophila lebanonensis, 1249 nucleotides long. RefSeq lists its product as uncharacterized. Bases 116 to 1132 code for a protein of 338 amino acids. The transcript has 2 exons. Lineage: Eukaryota; Metazoa; Arthropoda; Insecta; Diptera; Drosophilidae. The record is from RefSeq and is a predicted model, not a curated record.
CGGACGCACAAUUUUUUUUUUUUUUACAAUUUUUCGCAAUUUUUGUUGUUGUUUUGUGAAAGUGUUUUCCAACAUUUUCGGCAAGGGCGUAAGGAGGCGGCCCAGGGCAGAGGCAAUGCCCAUAUCAGUCGGCAUUUGCCGGCUGCAAUUGCUGGCCAGCAUUGGUCUAAUAUUGCUGACAGUGAUCGUGCAGAUAGCUGUUGCUGCCGAAACAACCACCACGGCCUCGGACAUCAGCACAACAACGGCGGGCACAACGCGCAGCUCCAAUGGAACAGCAUCGUCAUCAUCCUCGUCCUCCUCCUCCUCCUCUUCGGCAGCGGCGCGUGUGGAGGAACUGCAGCUGAAUGCGACAGAGGGCGGCGGCAGUGGAGAUGUUGCGGAUCACCCACAAAACUAUGAUGUCAUCGAUGUGCUGGCAGCCACCAGCGCCGUGGUGGGUAAAUCGAAAACGGGCCAGACCACUCGCAUUUAUACCACGGGCGAGGUGAACGAUGAUUUCUGGCUGAAGCAUUUGGGGGAGGACUUCAAGCAUGCGAUACAUUUGCAGGUGGGGGGCACAAACGAUGAAUACAAUCGCUUGAUCAAUCAGACACGCGAUGGCAUACACGAGGAAGUGCAUCACGAGUACUUGCCGGGUGCUGAACGACCGCCAGAGCAUGAGGAAGGUGCCGCCACCGAUGGUGGUGCUGAUGGUGGUGUUGCCCGAGAUAUCCCCGGCCGUCCAUUUGCCCCUCAUUUGGGUCAUUUGGAUGGACAGCAGCCAUAUUUACCAAAUCAGCACAACUCCCACACAUACCAAGCACACUCGCGCAGCACAGCCAACAAGAACAGCAUCAACGACCACAACUACAACAAAGCAACGCGUUACAAGCAACGCCAACGCACACACUCUCACGCACACGCACACUCUCACGCACACGCACAAAGGCCACCAUUGCGGAUCAUCAACUCCAGCGAGGAUACGCUGCCUUCUGCGGGGCGGGCGGGUGGCACGCCCCCAGGCGAUGUCGAUCCGUACGAUAGCAGCGCGCACAGCUCCCAGCUGUUGCCCUUCAAAUCGCAAUUCAACGAUUACGGCAGUCGACCCACCCGCGCCCUCGCCAGCGAAAUCUAUCAGCGCGGCCUUUGACUGAACACAUUCACACACACACACACACACACACACAUACAACACACACGAACACAAACACACACACAUACAACACUUACAACACUUACAAACACACACAAACAAACCUAGCAACAU